Molecule: messenger RNA, 3326 nt
Organism: Osmerus eperlanus (European smelt)
Lineage: Eukaryota; Metazoa; Chordata; Actinopteri; Osmeriformes; Osmeridae
Gene: zfp36l1b
Product: zinc finger protein 36, C3H type-like 1b
Exons: 2
Coding region: 138-1202 (354 amino acids)
Molecular function (GO): mRNA binding; metal ion binding
Source: RefSeq, a predicted model, not a curated record
UUAUAAAGGCAGUAACGCUGCACACAACUGUUGCAGGAGGACUGGGGCUCAACAGGGCACAAACAACCUUUCAAUCUGGACUAUUAACCACCAGCCCUGUAAAUAAGAUCCAUUUCUUCUCAAUAUUAUCAGCAACAAUGACAGCCACCAUCGUUUCUUCUUUCUUCGAUUACAGUGAAGUGGCGAACAAGCAUAACAAAAUGUUGAACUUCAACAACAACAGUCUUUUCGGUGGGUCCCACUCAACCACUGGCCCCUGCCCUAGUGCCAACCCCUCCUCCUGUACCCCCACUGGGUCCCUGCUGGACAGGAAGGUGGUGGGGGUGCCCUCUGGAGGAGGGCUGUUCCAGCGCCGCCAUUCCGUCACCAUCCCCAACGCCAAAUUCAAUCAGAACCAGUUCAUCAACAGCCUCAAGACGGACCCGUCGGUCCUGAUGGGCAGCGGCAACAACAAGGAGAACCGCUUCCGGGACCGUUCCUUCUCGGAGACGGGAGAGAGACUGAAGUCGGGUGGCUCCUUGUGCCUCGGCGGCGGAGUCGGUCAGGUGAACUCCAGCCGCUACAAGACAGAGCUGUGUCGGCCCUUCGAGGAGAACGGCACCUGCAAGUACGGAGACAAGUGUCAGUUCGCCCACGGCAUCCACGAGCUGCGCAGCCUGAGCCGACACCCCAAGUACAAGACGGAGCUCUGCCGCACCUUCCACACUAUCGGCUUCUGCCCCUACGGCCCCCGCUGCCACUUCAUCCACAACGCAGAGGAGCGCCGCGGCCCCCCUCCGCUGUCCAGCUUCAACAAGCUGGAGCGUCCUCGGCUGCAGCACAGCCUGAGCUUCGCUGGCUUCCCCAGCUCUGGAGGUCUGCAGGACAGCCCCACCUCCGUCACCCCUCCACCCAUGUUCUCCACAGAGGACCUGAGGGAGUGGCAGACCAACCCCUUCACCUACUCCAGCCAGGAGCUUGCCAACCCCUUCGGCCCCAGCCUCGGGGGGCCCCCUGUCUCUGAGCCUAUGGGCCAACCCUCUCCCUCACCCACAACCCCCUACUUCUUUCGGCCCAUGUCGCCCCCUUCCCCCCUGGACUCUCUGUCUGACCAGGAGGGCUACCAGAGCAGCUUGGGGAGCCAGAGUGGAUGUGAGUCUCCCAGUCUGGAGGCCUCUCGCCGCCUCCCAAUCUUCAGCAGGCUGUCCAUCUCUGAUGAUUAGGAGGCUGCACCCGCCCACUGUCCUGGGAUGGAGAGUUGAGCCUGAGUGAGUGAAUGACUGAAUGAAUGACUGAAUGAGUGAGUGAAUGACUGAAUGAAUGACUGAAUGAGUGAGUGAAUGACUGAAUGAAUGACUGAAUGAGUGAGUGAAUGCUUCCCCGCCUGCCCUCUCACCCCAUCACACCCCCACCCCACUCUGGGCCUUGUUUACAACAGAGGAGUGGACAGUUUUUGUGCAGUGUUGUAGCUACUGAGUAAUAUCAGAAAGGGGAGUGCCUUCUCUCUGCAGAGGAAGCGUAGCAACCCACUCUCCCCUCUUUCCCACCAGCUGUCCUCACUGAACCAUCCCCCUCCACCCCCCCCACCCUGUCCCCCCCCCGGGUUGAAUCUGAUCAGGCAGCAGACAGCAGUGUGCUUUGUUUCCCCAAAUGUGUUCUCCCUAAAUCACUUUGAGCAAUUAACAAAUGAGAAUGGGAGUUGUGCCGUGGUAUAACCUGGUAAUGAAGGAGGGGAUGUGGUGGUGGGAUCAUGUCUGGAGGUCUGGGCUCCCUCCCAGUCGGCUUGUGUGUAGCAGUGCUGCACCUUCAGGUGGCCUUCCCGUGCCUUCACCCUCCCAGGCCUAGCUCCGAGAGGGCUCUCUUUUAGAGUAAUCAGUGCCUCAUCGAAGGGUUUUCCUUUCAAAUUCAAUAAGCAAAAACAUUAUACAGUAAGUUAAGCUCUAAUGCCUUGUGUGCCCAAGAAUAUGUGGACCGUAAUUGUUAUUUCCAUGUUUGAUAAUGGUCUAAAUUUCUGCUCCUUCUCUAUUUGGAAUAAUGUUUUUUGUUAUGUUAAUAAGGGUGACACAGAUGGAGGUUUUGUUUAUAGUUUAUUAGACUGGAAAUAAAUUAAUUUUCUUUGGUGCUAUGCACCCUCUGUGUCUAUGACGACCACCUCCACAAACCUGUGCUGACCUAAGUCGAGCGAUCUGCUGGCUGUGUUUGUCAUUGGUUGUGUUUGGAGGUGGCAGGUGCAGUCCUCCUUGAUUUAGAAACUUACUUCUUCAGUUUGGCCUUUUUCAACCCCGCCUGACCAGUUCAGUUCUUUGAGAUGACCCCACAGUUCACUGCCUGAAAAUCAACUGAGCAAAAUGUGCCCCUGUGUAGGUUCCACCUUGUUCAAUAUAUUAUUAUUAUUAUUAUUAUUAUUAUUGUUUAGUUUGUUUUAAAGAACCUUCGUAUGGAGGGUUUUGCUUGUCACUGCUUAUUUAACUUAUCAAAAUGUAUUUAUUGCUGAUCUUAAGCAUUUUUUUAUUUUUUAUUUAUCUGGAUAAUGAAACAAUAGAAUAUAUUUUCUUUUAUGUUAAAUUAUGAUCUUCCGUAUUAAUCGCAAGAUUGUGAAGACCUGUUUUGUUAUUUUUUUUCCACAGUUAAUAUAUUAUACUGCAAUGACAUUUUUUGUAACUACACUUUGAUUUAUUUUGAAAGUGAAUCCUAAUUUAAAACAAAAAAUGCAAAAAGGGUUUUGCAUUUUAUUUAUUCUUUUUAUUUCUUUUUUUCCUCCUACCUGAUGUUGGACUGUGGUUUAAGGUUUUCUUUGUCUUAAUCCCUUUUCCAGUUGUGGCUGCAGCCACACUCACCGUCUAGAAUGUAGGGUGUCAGUCCUGUUCAUGUUCUGACAGUGUCUUUACCAGGAUGAACAUUCAUUUUAGAAGUCACUAGAAUCAGCUCCUUGCUGAAAUUGAAAAAUUGAAAGAUUUUAAGCUCUUAUUUGAAUGAACCAUGGAAGUUUCCCUAAUCCGCAAUAAUGUGCACACAUUUACUAGCACUUUUAGUUACCAAAUUAGGUGAUUUGUGUUAGUUUUUGUUUCGAUGUUGUUGGACCACUUGUUCCCAUGAAGUGCCUAUCAAUACAUUCCAGGUAUCCAAAAUGUUGUGCCAUCAUAUUUUUAUAUAGCAGAUCAGAUGAAAGCCUAAAAUGUGUUGUAGCUGAGAAUUAAGGUUAACAGGAUUGACACAUGAAAGCAACUGUUGAAUGUAUUCUCUUUCAGCAGCCAGCGCUGUUUACUACAGUCAUUUAUUUGUUCAUGUACCUUUUGUAAAUGACAGAUUGCAGUUUAAAACCAAUAAACCCAAACUUCUUUUGAAAA